UCAUAAGCCGUCCUGCAUAUAAAAAGGGAAUAAGAGUAACGACAUCGAAAGAAUCUUGUUUCUUCAACAAGCGACUAAACAGCAAAAUGAAGAGCGUCGUUUGUAUCUUGGCACUGCUGUGCACUGCUUUUGCAUUGGAGCAAGAUGUGACAGACCCCUCGCGCACUCUCGAGCGAUUGGUGAAUCUACAAAAAACAGCCACCGAAGCUAUACAUAACGGUCUAGUGUUUUUCGAGGAGCGAACGACGCAGAACCUGAAGACGAAACUUAACGAAUUGAAAACCGAAGCUUUGGUGGAUAUUCACAAUACUAUCAACGAGGCACUCGAAAAUGUCAAUUUGUCUAUCGACAAGGGAAAACAAGAAGGUAAAAAUGUGAACGAGUGUUACUCUUAUGCAAGGAAUAAUCUCGAGACGAAAAACACAAAUGCGAUUGCUACAUUGGAUACGUGCAUCCAAAACGGCCACACGGCCAUGGAAGGCCCAUUAGCAAACGUAGCCAACAGUAUUGAGGCGGCGAAAAAAUUGCUGAAUGAUUUGGACGCUAUCAUACCCAACUGUUACUCUACGAGCUUCCUUAAAAUGCAAGCCUGCGUCGUGAAGAAUCUUUUCCUGACCAGAUCAACGCUGAAACGUGUCGGUGCUAAUGCCAGGGAGGUGACCAGUACCGCGGGAAUCAUAUUUGCGAAAACGAUUAUAGACGCGAGGAGUUGCACAACGACGAACGCCGCGGACACCCGUUCUUUCAGCACGGAUAUCGUUAUCUAUACCGAUAAUUGCGUGAGAAACGCACCCGAGGGUACUCCCGAACCGUCUAGUACUGCGAAAACAUCCUCUACUGCUACACCAUCAUCAUCUAGUGCCAAGCCACCGUCGUCUACUGGCAAAGCAUGAGCUACUAAAACCGCCAACUACUCUCAAGCCCAUUGUCUAACUUUUCUACCUAAAAAACUUCAAAUUUCACAAAAAAAAUAACUCGAUACGAGACUCUACUUAAAUUUUAAAAGAUCGCGCCCGUUUUCAUUUCUCAGACGAAACCGUCAUGCAUGUGUCACGUUAAAUGAAAUCAGCAUUAUUAGAUUCAUUUUUAUGAAGUGCUAUGUAUUACAUAUACGAAUAAUUGUAUAUGUAUAUUGCGAGUGUAUUUAAAAAUAAAUAUUUUAUAUUAAACAAA
Vollenhovia emeryi is the source of this 1173-nucleotide messenger RNA. RefSeq lists its product as uncharacterized. The transcript is spliced from 4 exons. The record is from RefSeq and is a predicted model, not a curated record. NCBI's taxonomy places the organism in Eukaryota, Metazoa, Arthropoda, Insecta, Hymenoptera, Formicidae. The coding region runs from base 87 to 893 and encodes 268 amino acids.